This is a messenger RNA of Trichoderma citrinoviride, 360 nucleotides long. RefSeq lists its product as hypothetical. NCBI's taxonomy places the organism in Eukaryota, Fungi, Ascomycota, Sordariomycetes, Hypocreales, Hypocreaceae. The coding region runs from base 1 to 360 and encodes 119 amino acids. The transcript is spliced from 2 exons. The record is from RefSeq and is a predicted model, not a curated record.
AUGCGCCUCUUGAUAGCUUUCCUGUCGUUCUUUGCCCUCGCCAGCGCCCAAUUCGGCUUCUUCGACCAAAUGUUUGGCGGCGGCGGCGGCGGCGGGCAUCACCAACAGCAGCAAGCGCAGAACAAUCCCAGUGACGCCCGCCACUAUCAGCAACAAUACACCCAUUCCGCCUGCGACAGGUACCUCUGCCCCGACACCCUCGCCUGCGUCCACUUCCCGCACCACUGCCCCUGCCCGUGGGACGCCAACGACGACAAGUUCGAGCUCGCCGAGGGGAAGCGCACGUGCGUCUCCAAGGGCGGCUUCAGGCCGGGCGAGACGGCGCGGAAGAUUGAGCUUGCGCGCAAGGGUUUGCUUUAA